UGAAGCACGCACUAGUGAGUAUUGGAGAAGCCAUAGCAUAAGCAUCAAAUUAAAAAAAAUAUACAUUGAUUUCUCUCGCAUAUGCGCAUCUUAUUUGAAACAUUUUUGAGUUUCGAUUGUGUAUUGUUUCAAAUUUAAAUUAACUAUAAGAGUUUCGUAUGUAAAAAAAAAUUCAAUGCAUUAGUUUUUCUGAUAUCAGUAUGUGCUACAAUUAUGCGCAUUUGACUUUAUAAAAACUGUCGACGACAAAACUAUCUUUACCAAUAUAAAAGUUAGUUUAUUUCUACGUAUUUGUCUGUUUUCAAUCGACAUAAAUUAAGUUUGUGAACGAAAAAAGGAAAAAGAACACCACCACCAACAACACCACUACCACCACCAACAACAACAACAACAACACACUUCGACACACCGAAUCGCUGUUAGUUGGUGAGAUCCAACAAAGGAGAAAAACAGCGAAGAACAGAUAAUUAAAAAAAUGGCGACAGCAUUUCGUAUCCAUGAAGAUAUUGAAAAUGUUUUGGAUGCGGUGGCCCAAAAAAAGGACCAACAUCAUAAAACUACCAGCAACAUAAUUACUGGUAAAAUUAAUCAACAAAAAUUGGAAAAGCAAACAUUGCGAUCUACAUUUGCAAUUUUAAAUAAUGUGAACAGCGAUAAUGGUCGAAUUUUUAUUGCUGCAGGCAAUACAACGCAUGGACAAAAAACGGCGUUCAAUGUGAUGCAAGGAAAAAGUACCGUUUUAAAGACAAACAACGAGAAUGUGGUACCAAGAGUGAACAAUGUCAAAACGGUCACAACAGAAACGUACAAAACAUUUGUUGGUGCAUUGAGUACAGUCAAUGUCACACAAAUCACCGAUGAAAAUCAACCACCUCAAAACGACGAAGUUGAUCAUGCUAACGCCAUUAUUACUAAUUGCAGUUUUUCUGGAAUUAGAUUACCAUUGCAAGAGAUUAAACAGGAUGUCGAGACACCAGUAUGUAUGCAAGACAUUUUAUCGCCGAUGUCAAUUGAUAAAUCUCUUAUUGAAAAUGAAGCAAAUGUAUCUAUUUUAACUGUUGACGAUCAAAUGAUUGAUGCGAAUACCACCGCACUUUCUACCACAUCGUCCAAACGUUUUGCAGCUAAAGAUGAUCUCGAAAAAUUCUUCGAAGUUGAAGAGUAUCGUGAUGAUAUUUUGGAUUAUUUGCGUGAGGCUGAAAUGCGCCACCGACCAAAACCUUUGUAUAUGCGUAAACAGCAAGACAUCAGUCAUUCCAUGCGCACAAUUUUGGUUGAUUGGCUCGUUGAAGUUGGCGAAGAGUAUCGUUUACAAAAUGAGACAUUGUGUUUGGCCGUUUCAUACAUUGAUCGUUUCCUCAGUGUUAUGUCAGUGGUACGUGCAAAAUUGCAGUUGGUCGGCACGGCUGCUAUGUUUAUUGCUGCCAAAUAUGAGGAAAUUUAUCCACCAGAUGUUGGUGAAUUUGUCUACAUCACCGAUAAUACGUACACAAAAAAGCAAGUAUUACGCAUGGAACAACUAAUUUUGAAAGUGUUAACAUUUGACUUGUGCGUUCCAACGACGUCGGUAUUUCUCAAUGCAUAUCCAAUUGUCGAAGAUCUCCCAAAAGAUGUAAAAUGCAUGGCACAGUACUUGUGUGAGUUGUCAUUGUUGGAAGCUGAACCAUACUUGCAAUACACUCCAUCAAUGAUAUCAGCAGCUGCAAUUGCAUUGGCCCGCUUAAAUUUUGGUUUGCCUAUUUGGUCAUCACGUCUCGAGAACUUUACUAGCAUUCAAAUUCAUAAAUUGACCGACAUCAUUCUUCACUUGAGCGAAUCACAUUUAGCUGCAAUAAAAUCACCACAACAAGCUAUACAGGACAAAUAUAAGACCUGCAAGUAUUCAGAGGUAUCAACCCGAACACCAUUGCAAGUCGACGAAAUGAUUUUAGCGGCAGCCAUUCAACAAAUGAAUUCAGAAACGGCUGACAUAGAAUCAGCUGACACAGACAAAGAAUGUAAUUAAAAUGUAAGAUAGAUGAUAUCAUCAUUACAAUUCGUAUCCCAAACAAUCAACAAGGUAGUUUGCGGAAUAGUGUUUAUGCCCUUGCAUGAGAUGGAAAAAAGCAAAAAGUCGAAAAAGUUCGUUGCAGCAAUCGAAUAAGAGUAAAAUAUAGAAUAGAAAAUUUAGAAGAAAAACAUAAAAAACAGACCAAAGGGAAAAAUUCUUACAUUAUCAACAUUCUUUGUACGCAUGGGAUCCAAAUAGGAUUUUAUGGGAGUUUAAAUAAUUCUUGACACCUUCGAUCUAUUCAGAUAAUCCAACUCUUAAGACUAAAUUUAUAAUAAGCAAAUGAUUAAUGAUUUUUUUUUCUCAUUAUUCGCAAGAAAUAAGGACAAAAAAGGAAAUUUUCUUUGACAUAAUAAAAUAUUCAUAAAUAAGCAACAUAGAAUAUUGAACAUUGAAAGUUCUAUUUUUACUGAGAAAGAGAGACAUGUCCUUGUAUCAAUAAAUUCACUGUAUGUUUUAAUGUAGCUUCCCAUGGAAAAAGAGACAAAAAGAACAACGAAUGAAAUACAUUUACAAAACGAGAUCAAUUGACAAAAAUUAUCUUUUAGUUGCUGAUGCCGAUUUUUUCCUCGUUUAACUCAAUUUUACGCUUAAAAAAGUUUUUUUUUUUAAUAUAUAAAGUAUCAUUUUCUUAGUCGAAAUACAAACUUGCACGUGUCAUGACCAUAUGAUGAUAAUGAUGAUGAGGUCAUUCUUUGCUCAUCUCAAUAAGUCAAUCUCUUUCGUUUGUCAUACUUUUUUUAUAUACUCGCGUUAUAUAAAACAUAUUUGAUAGUUUAAAAUAGUUUUUUAAUCGAUAAUAUUUAUUUAUAGCCCAAUUAACUUUUGAAGUACAUGAAAAAGAUGUAUUUCAAAUUUGACAUAAUAUUGUAAGGUACGCAGAGAAAAAACAACAAAUAAAUUAUUCACCUAAUUUAUACAUUUAAAUAAGAAAACCUACAUUCUAAUUUAAAGCUUAACCACGUUUAAAUCAACAUGACACACAAAUAUGCAUUUUUUUUUGGCGGCCUGAAAACGUCAUGUUCGUUAAAUGAAUAUACAUUACCUGAGUAAAAGUAUAAUGAAAAAGACUUUGCAUACGCGCGUUUUUUUAAAAACAUAAAUAAGUUAAACUCAACAGAAAAGAACAUAAUUCGCAUCUAAACAAUAUUUAAUGCUAGUUAUUCUUUGUCUGUUAAUAAUUAACGUAAAAACAAAUCAAUUUAUAUAAAUUGAAAAUAGAGCAGGCAAAAUGUGUAGUAAUUAAUUUAGUUAAGCGUUUAAGCAUGUGUUAGUUGUAACAGCCUGAGAAUGAAUGAGUGAAACUCGUCAAUCAAUUUUCUUUUAAAUACAAAACACAUCUGCAUAUUUUGA
Contarinia nasturtii (swede midge) is the source of this 3403-nucleotide messenger RNA. RefSeq names its product cyclin-A1-like. Bases 476 to 2005 code for a protein of 509 amino acids. Gene Ontology annotation, biological process: regulation of cyclin-dependent protein serine/threonine kinase activity; mitotic cell cycle phase transition. The transcript is spliced from 6 exons. NCBI's taxonomy places the organism in Eukaryota, Metazoa, Arthropoda, Insecta, Diptera, Cecidomyiidae. The record is from RefSeq and is a predicted model, not a curated record. Gene Ontology annotation, molecular function: cyclin-dependent protein serine/threonine kinase regulator activity. Gene Ontology annotation, cellular component: cytoplasm; cyclin A2-CDK2 complex; nucleus.